This is a messenger RNA of Aplosporella prunicola CBS 121167, 2626 nucleotides long. RefSeq lists its product as uncharacterized. The transcript is spliced from 4 exons. The coding region runs from base 269 to 2347 and encodes 692 amino acids. Lineage: Eukaryota; Fungi; Ascomycota; Dothideomycetes; Botryosphaeriales; Aplosporellaceae. Gene Ontology annotation, biological process: nuclear DNA replication; protein dephosphorylation. The record is from RefSeq and is a predicted model, not a curated record. Gene Ontology annotation, molecular function: protein tyrosine/serine/threonine phosphatase activity.
CACCUCCCCCAUCGCCGCCUCUUUGUCCCACGCUGCUGUUGGUUUGUACGCCAGCUGUCCCAAUUCCUCGCGUCGCCGCCCGCCGAUCCGUCACUGCACGAUACGCCGUUUGCGCCAUCUGCCGGCAGCCAACCGGCCUGCCUUCACUCCCGACUCACCUUCACCCCGAUCUCCCCCCCCACUCCACCUCUCUCGCUCGACCAUCCCGCUUCUUCCUCUCCGAUUCUGCUUCAACCCCACACCGUCUCGCUCCCUCACCCCAGCAGCAAUGGCUGCCGCUGUCGCCAGGGCCCCGCCCCUCCAUUCGCGCUCGCCGACGCCUCCCCCGAACCUCAGCUUGAACACUACCACGAGAGGCACUCCGGCACCGGUGCCGAACAAGCACCUCCCCGUCUGCAGCCCGGGCCCCCAACCUGCCCAGCGUGGCCUUGAGACCCCACCCUCGUCGCCGCCAUGCAAGUCGGCCAUCAUUGAGAUGGCCUCGGUGACCUCACCUCCGGACAACUUUCAAAGAAUCUCAGACGAGCCUCCCGUCUACAAGAUAGACGCGAGCACCCUGGCUCAGGCGGUAGAGCACAUUGCAACCCAGCCCCUACCUGACCCAAAGAGCGUCUUCCCUUGGCUCCACGGACUGCAUUCUGAGAACCAGAUCCAACUUGCCUUCUUCGUCCAGCGUCGGAAGUCACUGCGUAAGGUGCCCAAAUGCAUCAGAGGUCUCACGAUCGUCAAGGCUGGCGGAGAUCUCAACUCCUCUAAGCUCAAGGGUGCCGUCCCGCCUUCCGAGCUGCUCCUCACCCAGAACUCGUCACGCGAGCCUGCAUCCUUCCUUGAGAUUGACCCGCGCGACGGAUUUUCAGUGCGCAACUUCCAGAUCCAGGCCUGCAAGAUGGCGACUGUCUCAGACAUUGUCGUCUACGGUGACGAGAAGACGCCCCGCUCCGAGGUUCUUCAGCUGGCAGAGAAGAUUUCUGGCGCUCAGAGAGCUUGGAAGGAGAAGCACGUGGCCAGCGGUUCAGAGGUGCAGCAUUUCAGUACUUUCAUUGUUACCGAUCCUUUCAGUGUAUUCGAAGAACAUCACAGCAACAUUGUGGCAGUCGAUUCCAAGGGCUGCAUGACGGGAAAUGUCAUGGACUUCUUCUACUGGGAACGCCUUGAGAUGUGUACCAUGUCACGCGCUUCUGAGAUCAGCAACAACGUCUUCCUCGGCCCUACUCCAGACCCCGACAUAGACCCUGAACCAGUGCAAGACUUUGACGUCUUGAUUGAAGCUAGCGACCAAGCAAACUUUCCCGACGCACAGUUCCUUAAGGCGGCUCAGCAGAUGUUGAGCAACCCUGAUCACGACAAGCUUAACAUGGCGUUCCCUUCCUCUGGCAGCAUCAUGCCCCCAACGUGGUCCCACAAUGAGGUCGACAGCCUCAUGGCCAUGUGUGAGUGGAUUUAUAAAGUCGCUAACCCUGCGGAUGCGGUCGAUUCGACCGCUGACAAGGACGGCGAUACUGCGAUGGAUGACACUGCCGUCGCAGCCAAACCCAAGACUAAGAAGGUUUUUAUUCACUGCGCAGACGGCUACACCGAAAGCUCUCUGCUUGGCCUUGCCUACUUCAUGUACGCCGAAGGUCUCCCCGCUCACGAAGCUUGGGUGCGCCUCCACCGCGACCGUAGUCGCAAUUUCUUCGCCUACUCUUCAGACGUCGCUCUCUUGCGCAGCAUCCAGCCACGCAUUCUGCAGGCCUCCCCUACUUACGAGGGCGGCAUCACUAAACUCAUGGAGAACCCCACCUGGAUGGCCAAGGUCGACGGCAGCCUUCCUAGCCGCAUUCUGCCUUACAUGUACCUCGGCAACCUCAACCACGCGAACAACCCUGAGUUACUCCGCGAGUUGGGAAUUAAGCGCGUCCUCAGCGUGGGUGAGGCAGUCUCCUGGCCCAGGGACAUCUACGAGCAGUGGGGCGCCGAAAACAUGCUCUACAUCGACCGUGUCCAGGACAAUGGCGUCGAUCCUCUCACUGAUGAGUUUGCCCGCUGCUUGAAAUUCAUCGAGCGCGGGAAGACGGACGGCGUUGCCACGUUGGUCCACUGUCGCGUGGGUGUCUCCAGAUCGGCUACCAUCUGUAUUGCCGAAGUUAUGAACGAACUGGGCUUGAGCUUCCCAAGGGCCUACUGCUUUGUUCGCGCUAGGCGCCUCAACGUGAUCAUUCAGCCUCACCUUCGCUUCACAUACGAACUCCUCAAGUGGGAGGAAUUCCAACGCCAGAAGCGUGGCGAGCCACUCCGUCGCGAACUUGAAUGGGCCAAUGUCGCACGCGAAAUUGCGCUCAUGAACCGUCCUUAUUCGCGGCAGUGAAAGUUACCCCAGUAUUAUAACAUAUGUUCAAAUAUCUACACUGAUUGGACCUUCAUUUACAGACAGCGGAAUACGUUUACUUGUCUCACCUAUUUCACGCCUGUCUUCACGCCUUGUCCGCCUUAUGCAGCAGGGGCUUCUUCCGAUUUUCUUCGAUUUCCUGGAACUUCUUCAGCAGCCGCUGCACCGUCUUAAGCAACUUUUUCGGCAGAUUGUGCAGCUACUGCUAUAUCUUUACAACACACUCGACGAUGGCACGAACCUGCCGCGCCUCAUACU